AUGUCUGUGGGUUCUCUCACAAAUCUCUGCAAAUUUGAAGCCCUGCGUUUCUUCCGUCCAGAAACCAUUGAGAAGACCGUUCGAAGCAAGAAGACUGUACAAAAUAUCGUUCUUUCCAACAUUGAGAUAAGCUGUCUGAUCAAAAGAGGAUAUCUUGAUUCUGCUCGCCAUAUAUUUGAUGGAAUGCCCGACCGAACAGUGGUGUCAUGGAACGCAAUCAUCUCAGGCUUCUCCAAAUGGGGCAGAUUCGAAGAAUCUCUCUCCAUGGUUUCUUGCAUGCACAGGAGCGAAACAAGGCUCAACGAAACGACCUUCUCUUCCGCCCUCAGUUCCUGUGCCCGCUCCGGUUCUUUUGGGCCAGGAAAGCAGCUGCAUUGCCUUGUCUUCAAGUCUGGAUCUGAAGAUUUCAAGCUUGUUGGCAGUGCUCUGCUCAAUCUAUAUACGUCCAGUUUUGAAAUCAACGAUGCCUUGCUGCUUUUCGAGUCGCUCUGUUGUAGGAAUUCACUGCUUUGGGGUUUGAUGCUUGUGGGUUUUGUCAAAUGCGACAUGAUGGAGGACGCCCUUGAAUUGUUUCACAGAAUGCCGAGCAGAGAUGUUGUUUCUUGGACAGCUUUAAUAUCUGGCUAUUCUGGGAGCUUCUCUGCUGUGGACCUUGGCAAGGCUUUGGAACUGUUUGUUUUUCUUGUAAGAAGCCGUGAGGCGAUCCCUAAUGAGUUCACUUACGAUACCAUUUUGAGAGUUUGUACAAAGCUGGAAUCAUUAGAUUUCGGGACGAUGGUUCAUGCUUGUCUACUUAGGUGUGGCUUUGAAUCAGACUCACCUAUCGGAGGAGCGCUAAUAGAAUUUUACUGCCACUGUGAUGCAGUGGAGGAUGCUCAUCAGGUUUUUGAGGAAAUGUCGAGCCCAUGCUCAACAAUUUCAAAAGCAAUUAUUGCUGGCCUUUUAUCUGCGGGUAGGAUCGUCGACGCUGAGAUUGUUUUCGGCCGAAUGCUGAACCCCUGCCCUUUCUCAUACAAUCAAAUGAUCAAGGCUUAUGCACAGGUGGGAAGAAUGGCCGAUGCCAAAAGCUUGUUUGACAAAAUGCCUUGCAAGAAUAUUGUAUCCCUGAACACCAUGAUCACUGUGUACCACAAGGCCGGUGAGUUCGAGCAAUCUCUGAGAAUAUUUGAUAGUAUAAAAGAAGAGAACAACACAGUAACAUGGAAUUCAAUGAUAUCUGGUUUUGUUCAGAAUGAAGAACCAGUGGAGGCCCUUAAGCUAUAUACACUGAUGCAGUAUGUGCCAAUAACGAGUAGCCGUUCAACAUUCUCGGCAUUGCUCCGAGCCUGCGCCUCCAUUGGAACUCUCAAGCAAGGAAUGAUGCUUCAUGCUCAGUUGUGCAAGUCUCCAUUUGGUUCCAAUGUUUAUUGUGGAACUUCCCUUGUUGAUAUGUAUGCUAAGUGUGGCAACAUUGUUGAUGCUAAGGUCUCUUUUCUUGAGAUUGUUUCACCAAAUGUCGCCUCUUGGACUGCACUUAUCAAUGGUCUUGCGCAGCAUGGAUCAGGAACUGAAGCCGUGCUAGAGUUUGGGAGGAUGGUCAAGCAAGGCAUUGAGCCAAAUGUAGUAACCUUUGUCGGGCUUAUAAUGGCUUGUUGUCGUGAAGGCAUGGUCGAUGAAGGCAUGAAAUUUUUUCGAUCCAUGGAGAAGUGCUAUGGAUUGGCGCCCACUGUGGAGCAUUACGCUUGUGUCGUCGAUCUCCUUUGUCGUUCCGGACGUAUAAGAGAAGCAGAGGAUAUCAUCCUUGAUAUGCCAAUUGAAGCUGAUGGUGUAAUCUGGGGAUCUUUGCUGAAUGCAUGUUGGUUCUUCAUGGACUUGGAGGUGGGAGAAAGGGUUGCUUGGAGAUUGCUUUGCUUGAACUCAAAGCACAUAUCUACUCAUGUAGUAAUGUCUAAUAUCUAUGCAAAGUUGGGAAGGUGGGAGGAGGUUAUGAAGGUCAGGAAGAGGUUGAGAGGGUUGGAUGUGAAGAAGGAUCCUGGUUGCAGCUGGAUUGAGGUGAAGGACACUGUGCAUGUUUUUUGUGUGGAGGAUAAUAGCCAUCCAGAGAGAGAUGGUAUCUAUUCUAUUUUGGAAGAUUUAGCUUCCAAUUUCAACUUUUAUUCUGAUCAUUGUGAACACUAUUGUUAUCAGAAGUUCAAUAAUUUAAUACCUUCAAUCCCUCUUCAUUUGUCGUGA
Dendrobium catenatum is the source of this 2211-nucleotide messenger RNA. RefSeq names its product putative pentatricopeptide repeat-containing protein At5g59200, chloroplastic. Gene Ontology annotation, molecular function: RNA binding; protein binding. The record is from RefSeq and is a predicted model, not a curated record. The coding region runs from base 1 to 2211 and encodes 736 amino acids. Lineage: Eukaryota; Viridiplantae; Streptophyta; Magnoliopsida; Asparagales; Orchidaceae. Gene Ontology annotation, biological process: RNA modification. The transcript has a single exon.